This is a messenger RNA of Drosophila subobscura, 2296 nucleotides long. RefSeq names its product agrin. Gene Ontology annotation, biological process: multicellular organism development; cell differentiation. Gene Ontology annotation, molecular function: protein binding. NCBI's taxonomy places the organism in Eukaryota, Metazoa, Arthropoda, Insecta, Diptera, Drosophilidae. The record is from RefSeq and is a predicted model, not a curated record.
GCAUAGGAAAAACUUUCUUCAUUUCAACGCAAGUCAAAGUCGUGUCGUGUCGUGAUCCGCUGCCGCCGUCGCAUAGCUGGUAGUGAACUUGAGCAGAAACUACAACAACAACCACAACAACAACAACUGUUGCUAUUAUUUCAAUUGUUAACGAGCGAAAGCGCCGUAGUCACGCACACGUCGUUGGAUCAGCAGCAGCAGCAGCAGCCAGAGCCAGAGCUACAGCCAGACAGCAGCAGCAGCAGCAGGCAGCAGGAAAGUGCAGUCGACAGUGAAAAUGUACCAGCCCCAGAGACAAACAAGGCCCCAGGCCCAGUGCCAGAGUCAGCUCCAUCCCCAGUUAAGGCUUAAGCGCCAGCUGUUUGGCGCACUGCUUGCCAUGUUAAUGUUGACGGCAUCCACCGCUAAUGGCGCCGUCACAGACUCACCCAUUAAGAUCAUCAAGCUGCCCGCACAGGCGCCUGUCAUACGUUACCGCAGUGCCGAUGCCGCGCCGGACUCGCUGCUGAUCAACUACCGCCAGGAUGCGCAGCCGGAGCUGUCGUCCACGCUGAUGCAGGCACCAGGAGCAGCGGCCGCCGCUCUCGAGAGUCUGCUGCGCGAGGAGACCGAACAGCUGCAGCAGGCGCAAAUGGGCAGACAGAAUCGUGCCAGCAGCUCCAACAACAGCUGCCCGCGGUCGUGUCCGCCCAGUCUGACGGUCGGUGCAGAGCCGGUGUGUGGCAGCGAUGGAUUGAUCUACGCGAACAUUUGCGAACUGCGCAAGAAGACGUGCACACGGAAUGGCCUGUCGCUGGUGAAGGAUGAGCGGGAGGGCUGUGAGCGGUCCAAGGGCUCCGAGUGCAAGCAUCGCUGCAGCACGGAGAAGGAUCCCGUGUGUGGCACCGACGGGCGCACCUAUCUGAAUCGCUGCAUGCUGCGCGUGCAGUCCUGCCGCGUGGGACUGGCCGCCGUCAAGAUCUCGCAUGUGGGUCCCUGCAGCAACACGAGCGCCAUACGGGAAUCCUGUCCCGUGGACUGCAACAGCGCACCCAAGGAUGGGCCCAUCUGUGCCUCCGAUGGGAAUGUGUACAACUCCACGUGCGAGAUGAAGCUGCACACGUGCGGCCAGGGUGUGGUGAAGACCAGCCGCAAGCACUGCCAGUCGACGCGGAUGUGCCGCGAGUCAUGCUGGCGCGUGGCCAGACCCACCUGCGGCUCCGACGGACGUCUCUAUGCCAGCCUCUGCAAGAUGCGCUCCUCCAACUGCGGCAAGCAUGUGUUCGAGGUGCCACUCUCCUUCUGCAUGACCCAGGAGCGGCACGGCAAUGCAGCGGACGCCUGUCCCACCGAUUGCCCCAAGACCUCGGCGGACUCGCCCUCGCAGUAUGUGUGCGGCAGCGAUGGCAACAUCUACUCCUCCCUGUGCGAGCUGAAGAUGCUCAACUGCGGGCCACAGCGCAAGUCCAUUCAAAAGAUGAGCAUGGACAAGUGCAAGAAUCGCCUGAUUCGCUGCAAGCAGCUGCCGCCCUGCAAGGACUUUAACAAUCUCUUUGGCUCCAUCUUCAGCUCCAGGCGGAACGACAAGCUGUGCGGCACAGACGCCAAGACCUACAACAACGAAUGCGAGCUGGCCCAUGCCACCUGCCUACGCGGCGUUAAUCUGGCGCACAUUGGUCCCUGCACGGAUCUGAAUACGCCCAGCAAGGAUUGCGGUGAUGCCUGCACGCGUGCGGACCUCGUGCAGCAGCCGGUGUGCGGCUCCGAUGGCAACACCUUUGCCUCGCUGUGCGAGUUCAAGCGACGCACCUGCCACAUGCGCGUGGUGGCCGUUUCGCUGAAGAACUGCGCCCUGACCGCCGACUGUGACUCGGAUUGCGAUGCACAGCCACCGAAUUUCGUGUGCGGAUCGGACAACAGGUUCUACAAGUCCGAGUGUCACAUGCGCAAGGAGAACUGCGGCAAGCAUGUGUUUGUGGUGCCCCUGAAGCGCUGCCUGGCCGCCUUCCAGUUCAAGGGAUGUGCACGCAUCUGUCCGAGGGAGUUCGAGCCCGUGUGCGGCAGCGACAAUAAGACAUAUUUGAACGACUGCUUCCUGGACAUUGAGAAUUGUCGCACCAAUAGCACGGUGGAUGUGCAGCACUAUGGCGCCUGUGGACGCCCCGAGGCGCCCUCCACUAAUUUCCUGUAUUAGCCGGAGCAACGUGACGCCUUCGAGUUUCACUUGGCAUUUAAUAUUUGUAGGCUAUAGUCUUGUAUUGUAUUUUUUUAAAGCGAUAUUUAUUGAGUUUUGCAUUAAAACCCCCGAACGAACUUA